UUCACUCUUUGGCUGGGGGAUUUACUCCAUGGCUGAGGAAUUCACUCUAUGGCUGGGGAAUUCAAUCAGUGGCUGAGGGAUUCACUCCUUGGCUGGGGGGUUCACUCCCUUGCUGGGGAAUCCACUCUAUGACUGAGGAGUUAAUUCCAUGUCUGAGGAAUUCCCUCUAUGGCUGGGGGAUUCACUCCAUGGCUGAGGAAUUCAUCCAUGGCUGAGGGAUUCACUCAAUGGCCGGGGAGUUCACCCCACGGCUAGGGGAUUCUUUCACUCCUUGGCUGGAAGAUUCGCUCCUUGACUUGGGGAUUAAUUCACUCCAUGGCUAGGGAAUUCAUCCAUGGCUGGGGGAUUCACUCUGUGCCUGGGGCUCUCACCCUGCUGGGCUCUCCCCUCGCUGUGCUCUCCCCCGUGCCCGCAGGCAGAGAUGCCACCCGAGCGUUUGCCAGCGGCGAUUUCAGCCCGGCGGGGCUGGUGGACUCCGUGUCGGGGCUGUCACCCGCGGAGCUGCUCUCCAUCCACAGCUGGCUGAGCUUCUACAGCGACAACUACGAGCCCGUGGGGAAGCUGGUGGGCAGAUUCUACGAUGAAAAUGGGGCACCGACAGCAGCCCUGAGGGAGGUGGAGGCUGCCAUCGAGGAAGCUCUCAAGCUGCAGGCAGAAAGUGAUCAGCAGCAACAGCAGUUCCCACCCUGCAACUCUGAGUGGAGCUCUGCUAAAGGCACCCGCUUCUGGUGCUCCAGAGAGAGCGGGGGCUGGUACAGGGGUGAUUCCAGUUACAACAUAGGCAUUUUGGAAGAUCAAAGUGCAGAUCAAGUGAGACUCGAUGUGAAAUUAAUCAUACAAAUGUCAGCAAUUGCACCCUCUCCUGUCCUCUCCUUGUACAAGCUUGAGAAAAACUGA
This is a messenger RNA of Zonotrichia albicollis (white-throated sparrow), 897 nucleotides long. The record is from RefSeq and is a predicted model, not a curated record. Lineage: Eukaryota; Metazoa; Chordata; Aves; Passeriformes; Passerellidae.